Papaver somniferum (opium poppy) is the source of this 1208-nucleotide messenger RNA. Its product is annotated as probable chalcone--flavonone isomerase 3. The record is from RefSeq and is a predicted model, not a curated record. The transcript is spliced from 5 exons. Lineage: Eukaryota; Viridiplantae; Streptophyta; Magnoliopsida; Ranunculales; Papaveraceae. The coding region runs from base 364 to 1029 and encodes 221 amino acids. Gene Ontology annotation, molecular function: intramolecular lyase activity.
AAUGUUCUGUAUUGGGGAAUUUGGGCUGAGAGGGUAAAAAUGGGAGAUUACGAAGGUUGUGCACAACAAACUAUACCGCCAACCAACUUCUUAAUUGCGCACCAGAUGAUGGUGAUGGUGGUAAUAGGUAAGUAAGCCACACAAAAAAAAGGGGAUGGUAGGUGAAUUGAAGGGUCAGUAGCAGCACCACCCAAGCCACCAAACAACACCACCAUACACUCAAAACUCAUAACAAGCAAGUAUUUUUAGUCACAUCCUUCUCUUCUUGUUUACCAUCCACAUUCAUUUCUUCUAGCCAGAGCUCCGAUACUUUUUCUACUGUUAAGCAACAGUUCCCUAGCUAGUCAUACCACUCUAAUAACUAUGGGUGAAACUAAGGACGUUGAGUCUGCUACUAAGACGGUGCUCGUGGAUGAUAUUCCUUUCCCACAAAACAUCAUCACUGUGACUACUGCAAAACAAUUACCACUGUUGGGACAAGGAAUUACCGACAUGGAAAUACAUUUUCUCCAGAUCAAAUUUACAGCAAUUGGACUUUACUUGGAACCAGAAAUUGCUAGCCAUUUGAAGCAAUGGAAAGGAAAAACCGGAGCUGAAUUAUCCCAAGAUGAUGAAUUUUUCGCUGCUGUUGUUUCGGCACCUGUGGAGAAGCAUGUGAGAGUCGUGGUGAUUAAAGAGAUAAAAGGGUCACAAUAUAUGUUGCAGCUAGAGAGUUGGGUAAGGGACGAACUAGCAGCCGCUGAUAAGUACGAGGACGAAGAAGAAGAGUCCCUUGAGAAAGUUAUUGAAUUCUUUCAGUCUAAAUACUUGAAGCAGCAUUCUGUUAUUAGCUUCCACUUCUCAUCUACCAUCCCUGCUGUUGCCGAGAUUGGACUGGAAAUAGAAGGACAGAAAGAUCUGAAGAUGAAAGUUGAGAACGGAAAUGUAGUGGAAAUGAUACAGAAAUGGUAUUUGGGUGGGACUAGGGGAGUCUCUCCAUCAACCACUCAGUCUUUGGCGAACAGCCUUGGGGAAAUGCUAGUUCAGUGAUCGGCAACGAGUUUAACAUAUGGGGAUGUUUCCUUUGGUUCCUGUUUUAUUUGAUUUCAUCCUUUUCUAUUGAGCACUAGAGACGUAUUGUAACACUAUAAAUUCGACUUCGCCACCGGUUGUUGAUUUAUAAUAAAAUCUAUAAGUCAUGGUUGAUCGAAUCCAAAACUUCUGAUGAA